This is a messenger RNA of Stomoxys calcitrans (stable fly), 1112 nucleotides long. RefSeq lists its product as uncharacterized. Lineage: Eukaryota; Metazoa; Arthropoda; Insecta; Diptera; Muscidae. The coding region runs from base 37 to 861 and encodes 274 amino acids. The transcript is spliced from 2 exons. The record is from RefSeq and is a predicted model, not a curated record.
GUUGCACGGCCCCUCGACCCUAAUAAAAGCAUCAGCAUGGAUUCCAAGGCAGUCAAGAGGAACCGUGAUAGCGUGUUACACCGCACAUUGGUUGGUAACAUCACAAAGACACCAAGGCUCUCUGACUCUCCACUUCGCUUGAUGCAGAUAUUGGAUGACCGUUUUGAGAAGCUAAGCGAUAGAAUCGAAGAUCGUAUGAAAUCAUUGUUAAAAGAAUCUGAAAACCGAAUCUUUAAUGAACUGGACAAAAGUUUAUGCGAGUUACGUGCAGACAUUGCUGAUAUCAGUGAUAGAGUCACGAAACUAGAGACUGCAGUAUGUGAAAUCGAUGUGCUCAAACUGGAAUUAAAAGAGAUCAAACUGCAAGUCUUACGUCAAGAAAAUGCUCCGGUUGCUUCAGAUCUUCGUAUAAAUGGAAUCCCUUUCAAUGAAAAUGAAAACCUAAAUAACAUUUUCACAAAAACCUGCACAAGCUGUAAUAUUCCGACUCCAAAACUCAAAUUUAUACACCGGCUAAGAAACAGAAACAACACUAAAGAAAGAAAUUCACCGGAUGGAGUAAUUAUUGCUACAUUGAUGUCUCCGUAUGACAAAAAUUUCCUUUUGAAAGGACUAUCUGAAUUUCGGAAGAGAAACAAUACCACCUUAUCUCUCAACCUGAUUGGAUUUGACUCAACAUGUCAGUUCUAUAUAAAUGAAAACAUUUCGAAUUCAAAUUAUAGAAUCUUACAAGAUGCCCUCUCCCUAAAAAGAAAGAAACUUUUACACUCAGCUUACACUUUCAAAGGACUAGUGUAUGUGAAGCGUGAUCCCAGCGACGUUCCGAGAUACAACGGCGAAUAUGAUCAGUAUAUUGUCUAGGCAACAUAAGGGAUUAAAUAUCUGUCAUAUUAAUGCCCAAAGCCUGAAUAACAAGCUUGACGAAUUCAAGAUGAUUUUUGAGAACUCUGAUAUUGAUAUAGUGUGUGUAUCGGAGACAUGGCUGAAUCAAUCAACACCUAAUGCGUUUAUUGAUCUCUCAGGAUAUAGCGUGCAUAGAGCUGAUAGAUUACGUCGUGGGGGCGGCACCGCUCUGUAUGUGAGAAACUACCUGAAUACUCAGUUAUGUACAA